Messenger RNA from Penicillium canariense, 228 nucleotides. RefSeq lists its product as uncharacterized. NCBI's taxonomy places the organism in Eukaryota, Fungi, Ascomycota, Eurotiomycetes, Eurotiales, Aspergillaceae. The transcript has a single exon. The record is from RefSeq and is a predicted model, not a curated record. The coding region runs from base 1 to 228 and encodes 75 amino acids.
AUGUCCAAACCGGCGUCAGAUAGACUUCUCUUCACUCCUCAUAGACAGACGCACGCCGAUGUGGAAGCUGCAGUAUCCGGCUUACUGCCUAAGACUGUGAUCGAGGAAGUGACAGUGCUCGAGGAAGUGACAGUGCUCGAGGAAGAGACAGUACUCGAAGAAGAGAGCGUUACCGUAGUUGAGGCCAUCGGCGUGGAAGAUGAACUGAUAGUGGUCGUUAACUUAUAA